This is a messenger RNA of Tripterygium wilfordii, 1855 nucleotides long. Its product is annotated as shewanella-like protein phosphatase 2. Gene Ontology annotation, molecular function: hydrolase activity. Bases 330 to 1574 code for a protein of 414 amino acids. Lineage: Eukaryota; Viridiplantae; Streptophyta; Magnoliopsida; Celastrales; Celastraceae. The transcript has a single exon. The record is from RefSeq and is a predicted model, not a curated record.
GUAUGUAGAUCGAAAGAAAGAUCUACCAUCAUCUUCAUCAUUAUCAACUUCACAAUCGACAAGACAAAGACUUUCUGAGACAGAGAGAAAAUAGAUCUAUGUAGAAAAGAGGAGGGAGAAAGGCGAGAAAAGCUCGGAACCUUCCUCAUCCCCUAGAUAUGGAGAUUUGGCUUUGGAAAAGUUAGAGAGAAUAGAGAGAGACGAAGAGACAUAGACUUUUUGAGAAGAUGAACUUCUUUAAUUGAGAAAAAAUAUUUGACUCACAAUGGUAAUUAUAGAAUAAAACGACAAAUAUGUGAAGAACUUGUUAAUCUUUUCCAUAAUUCCGAAUGGAAGACCCAGUAUGCAAGACAAUGCCAGAGCUCGUCGCCUCCUUCGUUGACACAUUCGUCGAUUUCUCUGUCGGUGGCAUCUUCUUGCCCCCUUCAAACCCCAACCUUACCCCUAAUUCGGCUUCCCAAGUUAGCUUUCCCACUGAUCCUUCGCCUGCACCCCAACCGUUGCAGACCCGCUACCCAGCCCCGGACCGUCUGAUCGCUAUCGGCGAUCUGCACGGUGAUUUAGAGAAAUCCAAGCAGGCAUUUCGCCUUGCCGGAUUGAUUGACGGGUCUGAUCGAUGGACUGGUGGGUCAGCAGCAGUGGUCCAGGUCGGCGAUGUGUUCGAUCGUGGCGGCGAGGAGCUCAAGAUCCUUUAUUUCCUCGAGAAAUUGAAGCGGGAGGCUGUGAGGAGUGGAGGUUAUUUGAUAACGAUUAACGGGAACCAUGAGAUCAGGAAUGUGGAGGGUAACUUUGGGUAUGCGACGAAGGCGGGGUUGGAGGAAUUUAGAGCUUGGGGGUUUUGGUUUCUUGCGGGGAACCAAAUCAAGGAUUUAUGCAGGGGUUUGGAGAAGCAGAAGGAUCCAUUUCAAGGGAUUCCUUCGGUUAUCCCUGGUGUCAAGGAAGAGUAUCAGCAUGGUUUCAGGGCAAGGAUAGCUGCACUGAGGCCGGAUGGGCCUAUUGCGAGACGGUUUUUGUCCAAGAAUUUGACUGUUGCGGUUGUUGGGGAUUCUGUUUUCGUACAUGGAGGAGUCUUAGCCGAUCAUGUCAAUUAUGGGUUGGAGAGGAUCAAUGAGGAGGUGAGUAAUUGGCUAAAUGGGUUGAUGGGAAAAUCGGAUCCUGCGCAUUGCAAGGGGAGGAAUGCAGUGAUUCGGUCUCGGAAGUUCUCUGAUGACUCCAAGACAAGCUGUGAUUGUUCUGCACUUGAACAUGUUCUGGCUACCAUCCCAGGUGCUAAGAGGAUGAUCAUGGGCCACACAAUUCAGAAAUUUGGGAUCAAUGGUGUUUGUGAUAAUAGGGCAAUUAGAAUCGAUGUUGGUAUGUCAAAGGGGUGCACCAAUGGCUUGCCUGAAGUUUUGGAGAUUAAUGGGAAUUCAGAGCUGCAAGUGCUAACUUCCAAUCCUCUGUAUCAGAACAAGUCUAAAUCAUAUCUGGGUGCUGAUAGGAAGCAAGGGUCUAACACAUAUCUGGGUGCUGAUAGGAAGCAAGAGCCGGGGGUUUUGCUUCCGGAACACAAGGAAGUGGCUGUGGAGGCUUAAGGAGUUGGCCAGGCAAUUGUUCAUAUAUUCAAGUGUGUUUGGCUGCAAUUCUCAUCUAUUCUGCCUAACUUGCAAUUUUCAGGAAGCUUUCACUCCUUGUCAUCUGCUCAAUUAUUUGUUCUUCCUUCAAGAUUUUUGAGUUCUUGUGACAUAAAGCAGAAGAUACAUUUAGAGGGCAACAUAUGUACUGUAUUAAUUUAGCACGAUUGAAAGCUUUUAUGAUGUUAUCAUGAAAAGGGCUAUAAAGCUUGUAGAAAAUACUUUCCUUCAUCAUUUCAGUA